Messenger RNA from Bursaphelenchus xylophilus (pine wood nematode), 1249 nucleotides. The record is from the annotation of a GenBank genome assembly. Lineage: Eukaryota; Metazoa; Nematoda; Chromadorea; Rhabditida; Aphelenchoididae.
AUGGCCGAGACAUCAGGCGGCGCCGAUUACGAGGCGCUCGCCCCGACUUACAAACUCUGGGUUCAUUUAACCGCCGGUGCAAUGGCCGGUGUCGCGGAACAUUGCGUGAUGUUCCCCUUGGAUUCGGUGAAGACCCGGCUGCAAAGUUUAUGUCCUUGUCCCGAGACGAAUUGCCCCACUCCGAUCCAUGGGGUCGCAUCGAUGGUCCAACGAGAGGGCUGGCUUCGACCGCUGCGAGGAGUGAAUGCUGUAGCGGCCGGCUCUAUUCCAGCACAUGCGCUUUAUUUUUCGGCCUAUGAGAAGAUGAGGGUAAGUUACUUUCCGUUUGUUCUUCGGUUUUUAGAUAGAAUUUGAUGGUGGAGUUUGUCUGAACAGCUAGUAGAGGUGCUUCAGCAACUAGUAAAUGCGAGUUUGCAGGAUUUCCUCACCGGCCACACUCGUUCUCACUCAAAUACUUUGGCCUAUGGAGCAGCUGGCGCGUGCGCCACUGUUUUCCACGACCUGGUCAUGAAUCCCGCCGAAGUCGUGAAACAACGAAUGCAGAUGCAUUUCAGUCCAUAUGGAGGAUCUCUCGAAUGUGCUCGAUGUAUUUACCGGAGUGAGGGCUUCGCCGCCUUCUACAGAUCUUAUUCUACCCAGCUCAUCAUGAAUGUCCCCUUCCAGACGAUUCAUUUCAUGGUCUACGAGUUUUUCCAAAAAGUCCUCAACCCUCAGCAUCUGUAUGACCCGCGAAGUCAUUUGCUCGCCGGUGGAUUGGCAGGUGGUAUCGCGGCGGCUGUAACAACGCCUCUGGAUUGUGUCAAAACCGUGUUAAACACUCAGCAAACUCCCGAAAUUGAUGCUAAAAAUGGAAGGAUACUGUUGAAGGCGACUAGAAGCUACGCAGGUGAGAGAUUUGGCUUGAAUCUUUGGGUGAAAUAUCUAGUUUUGUCAGUAUAUUGUUUUAGGUAUAAAAAAUUUUUUUUUGAAAAUUGAUCGAAGAAUCAUGUAUAUCAUGUUUUGUUUGAUUUUUCGCGGCAUAUUUUACCAUUUGCUGUCUUUUUGGACGGAUUUUUGACACCAAAUUGUAUUACACUAGGUAAAUUUUCCAAUUUCAGGUAUUGUGGAUGCCGUCUCGACAAUAUAUCGAACGCGAGGUGUUACCGGUUUUUACCGAGGACUCCAAGCCCGUGUGAUCUAUCAAAUGCCCGCCACUGCGCUGUCAUGGAGUGUCUAUGAGCUCUUCAAAUUCACUCUGGAUGGACAUUAG